AUGGGUGUGAAGGAGGUUCUGGAGGUGGGAGUUCUGGAAGUAGCACUGGUUACUAAGGAGGAAGAAGAUACAGUGGUGGAGGACCUAGAUAAGGCAACCAGGAAGCGGUCAAGGCGUCACACUGAAACACUCGGGAAGUUUGAAACAACAGGGCGAGCAGCCGCGCCGAGGAAAGCUGACGCCCUCGCGGGACCCGCGGCGCCGCCGCCCGCCCGACACGCCGCCCCCGAGCCGGCGCCGCGCGGACAGCGGCCGCGAGCCCGCUUCACUUUCUCCACUCCACGCGACCCGGGGUUAACGUCAGAGCUGCCUGCGCGUCUCCUCGCACGGCCGCCGGGCUUUCGGGCACCGCCGGACGCGGGCGCGACUUCGGAGCUGGGCGCCAGGGAGGCGGCAUCUCCGCCCGCGGCGGACGCCCAUUCAUUCUCCCGGCGGCCGCGGCCCGCACGCGAGGGCCCCGCCGCCCCGGCCCCCGGCCCCGCCCACCAGGAGGCAGCGGCCAGCCCUCCUGCGGAACUCGGAGGCCGAGGGCCACCGCCGGCCAAGGACACAGAGGUGACACGCUCCUCGCCCCGCGCCGCCGGGGCCCGCCCGCACUCCGGCCCGGGCGCGCAGCCUCGUCGGGGCCGCGGCCCUGCGGGGGCCCAGGGCGCCAGGCACCAGCCCGACCCCCGGAGGCCGCUUCCUCCCGCGCGCCCCCACCCGCCAAGCACGGCCCGCGGCGGCCCGGCCGUACCGCCGCUCCGGGCACGGGGCUCGCCGGGCGCCGAUCGGCGCAGGGAGCCAGCCAGGGCCGCCCGCCCGCGCCGGCCCUCCCCCCGCACUUCCCACCGGCCCUCCCGCAUCCCAGCCCCCAAGGCCAAGGUCUCCCCGGCCCACAAACCUGAUAGCGGAAGUGACGUCAGGGGGACCUGGCGGCGCCCGCAGCCAGUCACGCCACAGCGGGAGGCGGCGCCGGCCAACGGGCGCGGGCCGGGGGCGCUGGGCGGGAAGCGGAGGGGGUUGGGGCCAGCCGGCCACGCGGCGCCCAUCCCCCGCCCGCCCGCCCAGCCGGCCGCGCCGCCGCCCGCCCCGACCAGGCCGCCGCCGGCCAGCCUGCAGCACUGCCCUUCUCCCGCCGCCGCGCGGCCGGGGCUCCAACGGAAGGAAGAUGGCGACGGGGCCGCGCUAGCCGUCCCGCCUCCGUACCCACCUCAGGCUCGCGGAGAAGGCUGCCGCCCGCCGUCGUCUUCCGCGGGGACAGCCGGGUCCUCGCGCCCGCCGCCGCCGUCCGCCGCCGCCCGAGAGCCGCGCGCGAGGACCCAGAUGGAGGCGCGGGCGGGCGGGCCGCGGCGGCCUGAGGGAAAGCGGCGCGGGCGCCGGGAGGCCGAGGCGGGGGCGGGCGCGAGGCAGAGCCAGGCGAUCCGGGACCCCACUGGAGGGCGGCGGCUGGGCCCGCCCCGCGCGGGGCGCCAACGUGGGAGGGGCUCGCGGGGCCGCCUCCCUGCCUGCUCCCCGCUUCCUAUUGGACGGCUGCGAGAGUGGCGGGGCAGCGUCCCGCCUCCCGCGCGUGAUGGACGGGCGUCGUCAUGUGGCCGCCGAGGGGGCGCUGGGCGGCGGGUGCUGCGCUCCGGCUUGGGGGCGUGUCCUCGGUGCGCCCACAAAGGCCGGCCCGCUGUGCCUCAGUUUCCCCUCCUGCGGAUGACGCCGCCGUGGCGGCCGGCCGCCCGAGGCUUUGGAGGCUUUCGUCUUCAGCCGCCUUUCGAAGCAGUCCUCAAUCCUCCUGGUUUCGAGUCGCCUGAAGCGUGGCUCCCCGCGCCCGCUAGGACGGCCCUGCGCCCGGGGAGCGCGCGGUCGGGGCCUCGGGGCCGUCCUCUGGGCGCGGACGCGCGGGGGCGGCGCCCGGGAGCCGUUCUGUGGGCCGCGGGGACGAGGAGCCGGGGACCCGGAGCUCCGGGGGAAGACGGGGCGCGGGGGCCCGGGGCCGGGGCGGCCGGGUCGCCGCGGGGUGUCCGAGCUCAGGGGCGCCGGGCCGCCGCGAUGGAGGGGACUUGCCCCUGGGGCCCCUGCGGCGCCGCGACCCUCCGGACGGCGCGCGUCCCGGUCCCGCCCGAGAGCCGGUGGGCCUGCCCGGCGGCUGGGAGACGCCGCCCCGCCCGGGCCCCGUUCUGCCCCGAAGGCCGCGAGGGGAAGGACUGA
Equus quagga is the source of this 2178-nucleotide messenger RNA. RefSeq names its product collagen alpha-1(I) chain-like. The transcript has 4 exons. The coding region runs from base 1 to 2178 and encodes 725 amino acids. The record is from RefSeq and is a predicted model, not a curated record. Lineage: Eukaryota; Metazoa; Chordata; Mammalia; Perissodactyla; Equidae.